AUUGGAUGUAAUGUCUUAGAAGGAAGGUCUUCGAUUAAAGUUAUCGAUUGCGCCAUAAAAGGAAGCAGCCGUUCCUUUCUCGCCGCUCGUUCCUCCUACUUCUCCUCUUAUCAUCGAAUUGCCAGCCUCUUCUCGCGUCUUUUUCUCAGUGCAUUCUCCCUUCACCAUGUAUUGUCUUUUGGUCGAGUGUUCUUCGCGUUGCGGAGUCGUUAGUGCACGUCGCUCGAAUGUUCGAGGGUUCGCGAAAAAAUGGCGUCUUGCACGUUUCACGCGUCCAACACAAGAGCAGCCUUUCUUCUCUUUUUUUCUCCUUUCUUCAUUCUCUUUCUUUUCUUAUAAACGAGAAACUAUACGUCCAUGGUUUCAGUAAAAGACUGGUUGCGAUAGAAUCCUAGAAAUCCAGAAAAAGAACGCGUUACUAAUGCGUAAACUUUAGUGCGAUUCUUCUAUCUAUAGAAGUCGUUAAAUGUAUUCGAUGAAAUAAUGUUUCUUUCUAUAUAAAAUAAUUUUGGACGAAAAAUUUGGAUUAGAUUUGGAACAUAUUAAAAAGAAGUUAUUAUUUCGGAUAAAGAUAAAACAAUGAAAAUCAACGAAGGAAAUCCUGUGGCGACUACUGCCUUUCCUCCAGAAUCGAUGACCACUUCCACCGGAAGUUUCGAUGGCGAUUCCCGGACAACUUCCCCUCUUUCAUCGACAUUCUCCAUCGAGGACUGUGUUUACAGAGGCGAAGGGAAUGCUAAUAUCGUCGUUGCACUGCCACGAGAGCAUAAGGUAAUUCGAUUCCGGAAGUCGGUGCCAGACAAUGUUUCACCGGAUGAUGGCAAACAACGAGCCGAACGUGAAGUGGAAUUCGUUAGGUUUGUGGCUUCCUGCUUUUUGGGCCCAUACACGCAAAUCCCUGAGAUUCUUCGUUACGAUGCGAAAGAUAUUACUAAACUUUCAGAAGCCAUUCGACCUCUUCGAUCAGAUAAACGUCGUAAUAAGGAAAUUAUGGAGACAUAUGCCACCAAAUUUCCAGACUACACAUUCCUUCGAACAAAAUUCGAUACAAAUCUUUUUCGAACUAAUGAAACAUUUUGUGUGGAAAUUAAACCAAAACAAGGCUAUUUGCAAGAUAUUGAUCAAAAAUUCCAAAAGUGUCCUUAUUGUUUGACACAAUAUUAUAAGUUAAAGAAGAAGAUGAUCACAUGUCGCAGUACUUAUUGUCCAUUUGAUCUCUUUUCUGGAGUAGAAACACGCAUGAAAUCGGCACUAAAAGGAUUAUUAAAAUCACCUCAAAAUAAUUUAAAAAUUUUUAAGAAUGGUAUUCUAGUCUAUGAUCAAGAAUCAUCUUUAAGCGAUCUUGAAUGUGCUUUAUCUGAUUGGUUUCGUAAUUCUAUUAAUUCCACAAAAAAGGAAUACAUUGAUAAAUUCUGUAAUUUGAUUUGUACUGCUCUUUUACAUCCAUUUAUUUUAGAAGAAUAUAAGUCUAACAUAUUUUCUUCUUAUGAAUUAUACACAUCUGAUGCACAUGAUUUAAAAACAACUUCCUAUAUUAAUACAGAUCUAAUUGCAAAAACUAAAAAAUUUUUGUAUUUCGCUGGAGAGGCGUGCGAUUUAAAAGGUGAAACAUUACCAAAUAAUUCAGUGCUAGAACGAAUUCUUCGUAUGCAAAGGCUACCCUUUAUUAGUUCAGAAUAUGUUUAUAAUACAUAUUCAAAAUUUUAUUCAUUAUUAAAUGACGAUAUAAUAUAUACUAAUAUGAUAAAUAUGUUUAAACUUAACGAUCAUCGAAUAUCUUAUUUCAAACAAAAAAAAACUAUUACAGAAAAUCCUGAAAUAUUAAAAGAAGCUUAUAUACAAACAUGUGCCAAAGAUAUUUCCACUUCAAUAAAAUCAAAGUUUGAUGACGAUUAUAGUAGUAACAAACAUAUUAAUGGAUUAAAUGAAAAUAUUUUUCUUAUACAAAAAUCAAUCUUAAUACCAAUGCAUAUUGAAAAAAAUAAUUUAUGGUACAAUAAAUAUAGCACAAUACAUAAUGAAAAUAAUAUACACUGUAACGAAAAAGAAACAUAUUUAACUAUAAAUACCGAAAAUUUAUUAUGUUUGCAAAAUUAUUUAUUGUUUUCAUGUGCUAGAGAUUGUUCGAUAUUAAUGUCAUUUCGAGAAAUAAAUCCAAAUGCAAUAUCAUCUACCGUCGAUAAAAAUGUAAUACGACUUCCGGACGGACUCAGCUUUGUUUGUAACAUCGGUAUUUCAGAUAUAGAUCCGAAAAGUUUACAUUGUAUUGAAAAACAUCGUCAACGGGAUAUUGAUGUCUUAAAUUCAGUAAUAUCUCUUUUGGAAGAAGAACUUAUGAUUAAAAAUCAAUCAUCAUCAUUUGAAAAAUAAUUUAUAAUAGUAAGCGAUUUCUAACUAAAACUUUAUUGUAUAAUACGUGUUCCUAUAUAUCAUA
Apis mellifera (honey bee) is the source of this 2434-nucleotide messenger RNA. It is a transcript of the gene Ipk1, whose product is annotated as inositol-pentakisphosphate 2-kinase. The record is from RefSeq and is a predicted model, not a curated record. Gene Ontology annotation, biological process: inositol phosphate biosynthetic process. Bases 580 to 2370 code for a protein of 596 amino acids. Gene Ontology annotation, molecular function: ATP binding; inositol-1,3,4,5,6-pentakisphosphate 2-kinase activity. Lineage: Eukaryota; Metazoa; Arthropoda; Insecta; Hymenoptera; Apidae. The transcript is spliced from 9 exons. Gene Ontology annotation, cellular component: nucleus.